Cladocopium goreaui is the source of this 517-nucleotide messenger RNA. Lineage: Eukaryota; Dinophyceae; Suessiales; Symbiodiniaceae. The record is from the annotation of a GenBank genome assembly.
AUUUGCUGAUAGCCAUGGCAAUUGCAGCGGGUAGGGGCCAGGUUCCUUUCGCAAGGAGGCGGGCCUGUACCUAUCACCAUGUGCUGUUUCUCGUCAUUGGCGCAUUCCUUCUCAGCAGACGGGGCGUGUUGGCCCCAGUACUAUCCAUUGGACAAGGCUCAGAAGUUCAAGAAGUGGAGGAGAAGAUCAAAGGUAGCAAAGUCUUCCUGCUCUCCAAGGAGUAUUGCCCGUUCUGUCAAAGGGCCAAAUCGAUUUUGAGUUCUGUCGGAGUUGCGGGCCUCGAAGUUUUGGAGCUUGCAGAUAUGGACAAGCGGCCAUUGGUGAAAGACCCUGCAGCUAUCAUGGACUACAUGGAAAAGAUCACUGGCGCCCGGACUGUCCCUCGUUUGUUCAUCGCGGGCAAGUUCGUUGGUGGUUACGAUGACAUUGUCCGGAUGUCUCAAUCCGGUGAAUUGCAGCAGCGCCUGAAAGAAGCUGACGCGUUGUGAAUUGCUUGGGAAAAAAAAUGCGGCAAAAA